Messenger RNA from Closterium sp. Naga37s-1, 615 nucleotides. Lineage: Eukaryota; Viridiplantae; Streptophyta; Zygnematophyceae; Desmidiales; Closteriaceae. The record is from the annotation of a GenBank genome assembly.
AUGAAGGAAAUGUUCAUGGAUAGAGUUGGAAAGGCGCGAGACGGGUUGAGCGGUCUAGAUGUGAGCGUGAGGAGUGUUGCCAUGUCAUUGAAUGGGGGGAUGAGGAAUGAAGAGGAGGCGGAAGACGAGGACCAACCGCAGUGCAGAAUCUGCCUGGAGAGCGACGGUCGGGACCUCAUCGCCCCAUGCAGGUGCAAGGGCUCGGCUCGGUUCGUUCACCGGCACUGCCUGGACCAAUGGCGGGCCACCAAGGAGGGGUUCGCCUUCUGCCACUGCUCCACUUGCAAGGCUCGCUUUCAACUACGCGUGUGCCUGCCGCCCGACCUGAGAUGCCGCCAUCUCAAGUUCAGGUUCUUUGUUGCGAGGGAUGUUGUGCUCGUAACGCUGCUGGUGCAGAUGCUGAUAAUCUGCUUUGGCUACACUGUCUACAUGGCGGAUUACUAUUGGUUCAACCUCGGGUUUCAGAAAGCAUGGGGCGGGCAAAGCCCAGCAGCCUUCUACUACAUCUGUGGCGUGCUGCUCUUCCUCGUGUCCCAACCAGGCUCCCUGCAGAGACCUGGGCGCCUGCUGCUGCGACCCCCUGUGAGUGGUUUGUUUUGGCUCCCCAAGAGAUAG